Adineta steineri is the source of this 225-nucleotide messenger RNA. The record is from the annotation of a GenBank genome assembly. NCBI's taxonomy places the organism in Eukaryota, Metazoa, Rotifera, Eurotatoria, Adinetida, Adinetidae.
GUCAAACAAGGUUCAUUGUCGAUCAAACGUAUUCGUUCAAUUUUACUUACAUUAAUUGAACAAAAUACUGUUCUUCGCACUGCUGUUCGUUUUAACUCACCAAGUAAUCAGAUCGAACAAUACAUUCUGGCUGCUACCGAUGAAAUUUAUUCAUUUGAAUAUUCACGAAAUAUUAAUACAUCAGAACAACUUGAUCAAUUAUUUACCAAGGAACCUACAGGAUAA